CUUCAUUUUCCAUUCUCUUUCUCCUCUUGACCAAGAUUCAACGAGACUAUUCCGUACAACCUCGUCCUUCCCGUACUCUUCCUCUUCUUCCUCUUCCCUCCUACACAACUUCCUCUCCUCACCCAUCCAACACUCUAUCCCAGAAUUCAAUCAUACUACCUCCUAACUUCCUCACACUCUACUUUGCUCUACGGAUACUGACACCCUCGAAUUCCACCUACAUAGCCAUGUGACGGAGCUGCAUGAAUAGUCGGGUUAUUGUCAAGUUGGACUCUUGAUAGUCUGGCUAGGUGCAGAACUCGUGCAGUUUGUCUUGCCUCGACUAUUACCUCACGACAUAGCAUUGUCAUAACAUUCCAUAGUCAUAUUGACAUUUCGAAAUCAUAAAUUCCCUUAAUUCUUAUUAAUUAUCCACUCUAAAGUCGGCAUAUACCAAACUCGCAAUAUGCCGGCCCUGGCGGUUCCUGAUACCGGCCUCCUUCUGGAGAGCUCGGCCACGAGCGACCAACUGCCCUUACAAGCAUUCGGCGUCACCUUGAGCGACAGCAUGAUUGAGGACAUGAUAAAAUGUGUACAAGGCGGGCAAGAGAUCGAAUUGACCCUAGGAAGCACUCCUAGCUUCCUCAUCGGUUCGAGAGAACAGAAAGUCAAAACAACCCCUGGUUCAUACAACUACGACCUCUAUCUUACCAAACCCGAGGAGGCGGCAAACAAGGCCCAGCGAUUACUAAACCCUACCAUGUCCAUACUUAAACAACCUCCUUCCAACAUCCUAUCGAACAAGACCACCAAUAGCAAAUCCAAGGAUGUGAAGCGAGGAGUCAAGAACAAACCCCUGCCCGCUGGAAAGUCUGCCAUGGCCAGCGUAUUAUCGAACUCAGCGACCCGGUCAUUGCCUUCGAGUCCUGCGCUUAACGGAGUCUCUUCGCCGAACCCGGCCUAUUCCGCCUCCCAGCAAUUGCUUGAAAAGAACAAGAACCAAAGGACUGUUCUCGUCCACGAAUUAGCGUCAAGAGACCAAACAUUCGAGCAUCUAGCGGAUGUAUGGAAGGGAUCAGAGGCGGACCUCAGGCCGACGGUAGAGAAGGUGGCAAAUUUCGAUGCGUCAACUAAGAAGUGGAGUCUAAAGAAGAUCUACUGGAAGGAAUUGGACGUAUGGAAUUAUGAUUACCGCAAUGACGAUCGCGCCGCGGCCAUAGAGAACGCCAUCAAGCAAUACGACAAGCAACGCAUUUCGACAUCUGCGCCUGAAUGGGAGAAACUGCUGGCUCCUUCCGAACGAGGAAAGGGUAUUGUCCUUAGCAAACUUCAAACAAAUCUGGCGAAGGGAAAUAUUACUCCGGUUCCUCGGGUAUCAUCACAGAAGACCGACGACAGCGGAAACAGGAGCGAUGCCGAUUCUUCCAAGGCAAAGGGCGAAGCUAUGGCUCGAUCCAAUUCGCAACCAGUAGGGAACAAGACAAAGAAGGUCAGCGAGCGCGAAGCGCAGACGAAGCGCCUCUUCUCCACGAGCUCCAAGAAACCCGCGCCGAAGAAGCCUGCCCCCAAACCCAAGGCUGCUACGACAGAAGAAAAGGGAAGGAAGUUCCUGUCUGAAGAGAAGGUCAUCGAUUCUGAGAGCAGCGGGGAUGAGAGGCCAUUAUCAAGCACGACCAAUUCAAGCGUAUCGCGACCCAAACCCGUCGAGAAGCCUAUCGAGAAGGUCGCCGAGAGACUUAAUGAAAGGCGCAUUGAAAAGCCAGCUCCGAAAGCGGCCGAGAAGCCAAAAGAGAAGCCGAAGGAGAAGCCCGCGCCCGUCACUCUCCCUAAACCCAAGCCUGUUGUUAGAGCACCCCGACCGCCUGCCAAGACAUCCGCCCCAUCUUCUCAGAAGCGCGCUCGGGAAGACGAUGACAGCAGUUCCAGUUCAGGGGCGCCACUGAGCAAGCGAAUCAAGCCGAAGGAGCUUCCUAAACCACUUUCGACCACCACGACUCUAAAGCAUCGCCCAUCUGAUGCAAGCCAAAGCUCAAGAAACGCGGUUGCGGGAACGGGAUCUUCGAACUUUUCAAAGAGCAAGAACACAUCACCGGCCAAAUCUUCGCCUCUCGCAUCAUCGCCGCCGACCAAUGCCUCCGACAUUGAGGAGCAGGAGAAGCCACCCCAACGUAAACCGAAACCCCAAGCUCGGAACGGGGAGAGGGACACAAAUGGGGUGGCGAAUGGUGGCUCCUUGGGCGUCCAGAGUAAGAAGCGGAAGGAACGAGAUGCCGACCAAUACUCGUCGCAACAGUCCACUCCCAACAAGAAGCAGCAAGUACCAAGAGACGUCCUGGUAAAGGCGAAGAUAUUCACGAAGUUUUAUGAACGAUACGAGGCGUUGCAUUAUGAGAUAUCCGGAUUGAAGGAACCCCCUGAAGACAAACUAGCGGACUUGAUAGACAUGAGGGAGCGACUUGCUAUUAUGAAGAGCGAAAUCUCGCAGGCUGUUGCUGCUCAUUAGUGUCUCCUGCCUACACGCCACGCAGGGGCAUUUGAAGCAGCUGGAUCGGAGUCAAUCCGAGUCGCAUCGAUAAUCUUUUCAAGUGAGAAGCGACAAACAGCGGCUACAAUUUUGGAAAGCAAGCUCGUCUUAUCUAACGAAGUCACCUUAUAUCUAUUAUGACGAAUGAAAGCGUAUCCAGGGGCGGCGGGAUUUUGCAUUUUUAUUAUUGAUGGUUUAAUACCAUCUGGCGAAACAUUGGUUAUUGCAUUUUUUUUGGUCAACUUGCUUUUUUUUGAUACAACAGGAUCUGGCAUAGGUCGAAACAGGAACAGCAUGACACAACUGGCACAGGCAUUUGGGACACUUAUUACCCUUGCAUAGGACAAAAAAGCGGCGUGGAUUAUUUGAUGCUCGGACAGUUUGAGCGUAAGGAGUUUUUUUUUAAAGGCGACAUAGCCUAGUUAUCUAACAUAAUGUUGGCAUGUACACGGGCGUAUGCAAUGCGUCUUUAAGUCUACUAUGAGACCAGCAUGGAAUGAAAUAUCCUGAUUUUGAAACUUGA
Annulohypoxylon truncatum is the source of this 3026-nucleotide messenger RNA. RefSeq lists its product as uncharacterized. The record is from RefSeq and is a predicted model, not a curated record. NCBI's taxonomy places the organism in Eukaryota, Fungi, Ascomycota, Sordariomycetes, Xylariales, Hypoxylaceae. The transcript is spliced from 2 exons. Bases 446 to 2482 code for a protein of 678 amino acids.